AAAAGGUGAUUUAAAAAUUUUUGUUGAAAAUUUAUUGAAAGUUUAAAAAAGCAAAGAAAAUAAUAUCAAAACAGUGUUUGCAUUUUGUUUGUGUAAAUUUUUCUCUUGUUCUUUAUCAAUGAAUUUACGAGUGUGUGUGAUAUUUUUAUCGUAUUGUUGAAAACGUAAUAAGUGUCAACAAUGCUGCAAGAUCUGACCUAAAUUCAGUGCUUCUAAAACAGCGAAAAUGCUGCUUCAGAAAGCAAUCGUAUUAAUGCUGCCAUAAAUCGUAACCUAUAUACGAUCCACGUUACGAUUCGUGUAUCAGUGUCGCGAAGAUAAAAAAUAAAUAAGAACAAACUCGUUAUAUAAUUUUGUUGCCCCCAAAAGUGAGUUAUUGCCUCGGUUUAAUCUAACUACUUACUAUUAAAAUCGCUCAUUAAUUAUUAAUAAUUGCAAGAAAAUCUCUAUAUAUAUAUAUUUAGUAAAAAAUACAGAAUCUAAUUAAAACAACGACUUCUUUGAUCGAAAACAAAGAAAUUAAAUAAUUAAUUAAAUCGUUACGCACAAAUAUAUAUAUUGUAUAUAUUAAAUUAAUUUAUUUACGAAAUUAAGAAAUAAAUAACAAUCGAAAAAUGCUAUCGACAUUAGAAGAGGAUAAUUUUACGGUAACCCCAUCAACCAUAUCAUUAGAUAUGUUCCCAUCUCAUAUUGAUCCCACAGGUAUAAAUAUAUUACCUGAUAGUCCACCAACGCCAAAAAAAGCACCAUUAAAAACAUUUGCCGAAAUUCAAGCAUUAAUACAACAAAAUCGUAAACGUGAUGUGAAAUUAAUUUUACGUGAACAUGCAUGGCCAUUAAAUAGUAACAUACGUGCACAAUUAUGGCCCAUAUUGUGUAAACAACAUCAGCAUGGUAAAAAUAUGAUGGACAGUUUUUAUUGGGAUAUGGUGAAUCAAAUAUUUGGUACAACUGAUUUACCAGAUAAACCAAUAAUGUUACCCCCGUUCGUUGAGUCAACGCAUUGUUUAACGUAUCAUUUGACACGUAAAGGACGAAGUAUUGCUGAUCGUAUUGUGUCGGUAUUGGGCUAUGCGUGUCCGGAUAUCACGUAUAGUCCGAGUUUAUAUCCUAUUUGUGCUGUAUUGUUACAUUAUUUGAAUGAGGAAGAUUGUUAUCAUUGUAUGGCAACAUUAGUGGCAGCAAAAGAAAAAAUGUUUAUAACACAAACAAAACUUUUAUACGAAGUUACAUGGAAAACAGUGAUGCAAAUAACAAAGAAACAUGUAAAAUCCGCUGCAACGCAUGUAGCACGACAAAGUCAAGGUUCACGUGUAGAACAUAUUUAUAUGGAUUGGAUAUGGUGGAUAUUACGUGGAUUACCAUUUCAUCAUUUAGUUAGAGUUAUGGACUGUUUCUUACAUGAAGGUAUUAAGGUAUUUUACCGUACUGCAAUGGCAAUAUUAGUAUUGUUUCAUAAAUUUUCAUCGCCACAAAAUUCUGAAUGGAUCAAUGAAAUCAAUAAAUCAGGUGUUGAUGUGGCAUUAAAUAAAUUUUGUCGACAAUUACCUGUGUCACCAGCAAAAUUAUUACGUACAGCAUUUGGAAUCCGUGCACUAAGUUCCACCUACAUUUCUCGGGUAUUUAUUAAAACAGAAAUGGUAUUGAAGAGUCGGAGUGUAUUGAGUGGUUCACGACAAUUGGUACGAUCCAGAUCUAGUGAUAAUCUUCCAACCAGCCAAUCGCAGGUCAAUAUCCAAAUGAUGUCUCAUACGCUUACUAUCCGUGAGAAAAUGUCCGAAGAGACAUGCAAACAAAUGGGCGCUCAUUCACCUGGUCCGCGUGCCCUAAGUAUGGGUGUAUAUCCUAUACAGAGAAUCAAGUCUAGAAUUCUUGAUCAACAAGAAUUAUUCACUUUAUGGUCAUGGCUACCGGUACGAAUAACAAUGUAUCAACCAGUACUACUUUAUACCACCGAGGAGCAUGGAUGUUCGCUGACAACGUUCUAUGUUCGAGUGGAGCAGCAUGAACCAACACUUCUUAUGAUUAAAACAUGUAAUAACGAAGUGUUUGGAGCAUAUUGUUCAUCGAGAUGGUAUGAAAGAAAUUUAAAAGAUGACCGUGGUAACCGACAAGCAUAUUUUGGGACAGGUGAAACAUUCUUGUUUUCACUGUAUCCUGAACGUGCCAAAUAUCCAUGGGUGGGUAUGGAAGGUGAUCAAAAGAAUUUGGGCCAUGGGUCUGAAUUAUUCAUGGCUGCUGAUUCAAAAAUGAUAACAAUUGGAGGCGGUGAGGGCCAAGCAAUAUGGAUGGAUGAAAAUAUUCGCUUUGGUAAAACUGAUCGUUGCACAACAUUUAACAAUCCACCGCUAUGUCCUAGUGGUGAUUUUGAAAUUCGUGUUUUAGAGGUGUACGGAUUUGCUGGCGCUUAAACUUCAGUUUAUUAUUUAAAAUAUAUUAU
Molecule: messenger RNA, 2440 nt
Organism: Chrysoperla carnea
Lineage: Eukaryota; Metazoa; Arthropoda; Insecta; Neuroptera; Chrysopidae
Gene: sky
Product: GTPase-activating protein skywalker
Exons: 10
Coding region: 615-2411 (598 amino acids)
Source: RefSeq, a predicted model, not a curated record